Lytechinus variegatus (green sea urchin) is the source of this 555-nucleotide messenger RNA. RefSeq names its product spore coat protein SP70-like. The coding region runs from base 187 to 555 and encodes 122 amino acids. The transcript has 3 exons. NCBI's taxonomy places the organism in Eukaryota, Metazoa, Echinodermata, Echinoidea, Temnopleuroida, Toxopneustidae. The record is from RefSeq and is a predicted model, not a curated record.
GCACCAGAAACCUGAUUUUUUUUUUCUCUCUCAAAAGUUGGAGGGUCAAAGUCCACAGUGCCAGUCCCAUAUAUAGAAAAUAGCAGAAACUUGCUCCGUGUAAGCGUUCAAAAUUAUGUACUAGAUUACAAAUUACUCUUCGUGGUACAUCUUGGUUUGAACAACAUCCAUCUGGCGAAUUCGAUUAUGGCGCGAAUCAACAUUGUUUUUGUGGCUGCACUGACGUGCAUAUCGGAAGUAUGCUUCGCCAGCAACAACGAUACCACUACAACGACCACCGGAGCUACAACUAAUGGACCUAAAGAUACCACCACAGGGACUACAACAACUAUUGCAUCCACAACUACAGGAGCCACAACAAUUACCGGGUCUACAACAGGAACUACUGGUAACAUAUCAAGCACCACGCCAUCAGUGACAUCAGGAGGAACAACCUCGGCUCCAGGAACGAGAUGGCGAGUGAAAGAUAAGGAUGGCAAGCUGUGUAUGCUCAUGGACUUUGGUGGGACAAUAACAGACGUAAGUCGGGUAUAUGAUUUUACCACAUGGGUAUAG